Salvia hispanica is the source of this 884-nucleotide messenger RNA. NCBI's taxonomy places the organism in Eukaryota, Viridiplantae, Streptophyta, Magnoliopsida, Lamiales, Lamiaceae. The record is from RefSeq and is a predicted model, not a curated record.
AUUCACAACCCUAAUAUCCCUUUGCCGCCUAUAAAACCCUCCCUAAACCCUCUCUUCUUCCUCACCGCUAUCAUAUCUCCAGUUUCCCAUUACUUACGCUCUUCAAAUUUUAAUAAUUAACAAUGGAGUUUUGGGGUGUUGAAGUUAAGGCUGGAGAGAAACUCAAGGUUGAACCUGAGUUGGGAAAGUUGAUUCAUAUUUCCCAAGCUGCAAUGGGUGAGGUAAAAGAUGUUAAAGGUGCCAAAAAUGUUCAUCUACGGAUGAAAAUUGAUGAUAAGGAUUUCAUCAUUGGAUCCCUUGCAGCUGAGAAUCGACCACAAGUGAUGUUUGAUCUGGUCUUUGAGAAGGAAUUUGAACUUUCCCAUGACUUGAAGAGUGGCAGCGUCUACUUUAUUGGUUACAUUGCUGAUGAUCCUGUAUCAGAGGGUGAAGAUUAUUCUGAAUUCGAUGAUGAAUCUGAUGAUGAGGAAUUGCCGAUUGAAGCCCCUGCUAAGGAAAAUGGUACUGCAAAGGCUAAAGCUUUGGAUACAAAGCCCGCUGGAAAAGCAAAGACAGAAGAGAAGAAAGAGGAGAAGGUAGAAUUGAAAGUGGAGGAAGAGAAUGCUAGUGAUGACGAUGAUGACGAAGAUGAUAGUGAUGCUGACAUGGCUCUUGAUGAUAGUGACCUCUCUGGCGAUUCUGAUGAUGAUGAAGAAGAUGAUGAAGACUCAAGCGAGGAAGAUUCGCCACCCAAGCCAAAUCAGUCCAACAAGAAGAGACCUGCACCUGUUGAGAAAGCUCCUGCUGCCAAGAAAGUUAAAGCAGCCACUCCUGAUAAGCCAGGUUUGUAUAUAAAAAAUAUUCCAAAGAACAUAUCCAACUCCACAAUUGCACUGCAAAUCUGA